Molecule: messenger RNA, 1339 nt
Organism: Aedes aegypti (yellow fever mosquito)
Lineage: Eukaryota; Metazoa; Arthropoda; Insecta; Diptera; Culicidae
Gene: Sec20
Product: vesicle transport protein SEC20
Exons: 3
Coding region: 199-900 (233 amino acids)
Biological process (GO): retrograde vesicle-mediated transport, Golgi to endoplasmic reticulum
Cellular component (GO): endoplasmic reticulum; SNARE complex
Molecular function (GO): SNAP receptor activity
Source: RefSeq, a predicted model, not a curated record
AACAAAAACAAAAACACAAAAUUCGGUGAUGUGUCAUUGUAGUAACUGACGAGCGAAAAAAAAAGUUUUCUUGCAAUGUAAUGUAAAAUUCCAGUGAAAUUAGCAGUUAUUCCAGGACCGAAUCUCGAAAUACGUUUGCACUGCGUUGUGAGGCAUACGUUGCAGUUGCGGUCUUGGUCCAAAAUCAUCGAAUUCGUGAUGGAAUCGCAUAAAUACACGCUGUCGUCAAUCCGGCAGGACAUCGUCGACAACAAUCUGCACGCAAAGGCGAUCAUUCAGGACAUCCUUGCAUUCCGCGGAUCGAUAGCCGAACUCGACACGCUGAACGAAGCUGGCCGAGGAAAGAUAGCGGCCCUGAGAAAGUGCAUCGAAAGGCUCGACGAUUGGGCUCGGGAUGAAGGAGAUCCGGACGUUUUCAAGGAAGUGGACCAGCAUCGGGAACAGUUUUCAAAAACACUUCAAGCAUUCCGCAAAGCAAACAUAUCAACCAUGCUAGAAAUCGAGAAGCAACAGAAGGACGAACUCUUCGCCAUCAGUCCAGACAGCGAACUUCGCCAGCGACAUCCGGCGGCGGCUGGGGGAACCAACAACAGUAAGCAAAACCGUUCCGCGUUGUUGUCCCAGCAGGAAAGCGUAACCGAUCGGAUGCGUUCGAUAUCGCAACAGCUGUCGGAAACCACCCACAAGAGCGCCACCACCUUGGAGACGCUCAUUUCCUCUAGCAGCAGUGUGGAGGGAACGCGCGAUGAGCUUCUGAACACGGCCGGUACCAUCUCGCAGUCUGGGAAACUGCUUAAAAAGUACGGCCGGCGAGAGUGUACGGACAAAAUCCUGCUGUUCUUUGCAUUUUCCUUCUUUCUAGCUUGUGUGUUCUAUAUUGUGCAGAAGAGGUUGUUCUAAGCAUGAGAUGUUAUUCUGUUUUCAUGUUGCCAACACUUCGUUCUGUUAGACUCUAAAUAAUCGUUAGAAGGAACAAAAUAUAUUAGUUCGUACUCGUUGACCACGGAAAUCGAAAUACAAUUUCCUAGCUUCUUAUUGCAGAAGAAUACCAACAAUGGUAAAAAUGUGUUAACUAUGUUUAUAUCGAGUAUUAGGCGUGUUUUAAAUAAUGAAAUAUGAAACUUGCAUAAGUUUUGUUAGUUUAGUCAGUUGCAGAACAAUAUUGCUAGGCUCGAUGGCUAACAAAGUAUUCAAACCAUCUGAUAAAACACAUUCUUUCUUACUACUCAACGAUGUUUUGUUUUUUAAAACAGAUAAACCUAAAAUCACUUAUAUGAGCAUUUACUAUCUAAACUACGAACACAAACAAAAUCUAUUUAUUAAAUGAAAAGCUAUUCAA